AUGAAUACAGGUGUCCACGACACCGUGAACCUUGCCUGGAAAGUAGGCGGCGUGAUCAAAGGAUGGAAUGCAUCUGAUGCCCUCCAGACGUACGAGGAUGAGCGUCGAACAGCUGCACAGUAUCUCACAAAACUCAACAAGACGGUCUCCGCAGCUGUCUCCGGCACUAUUUCAGAAGAGUACAAAGGAUUAUCUCUCAACGCCAAUGGACUAUGGACUAAGAUUACAUCGGACUCGAUGCUUCUUAACAUUGGACUGGGUGUCAGCUACCAAGAGAAUACGUUCAACAAGUACCCUCUGACAGGCAUGGUUUCAGCUGGGCAUAGGGGUCCUGAUUCGCUACUCAUGGCCUCUGGAUCUCGGGUUCCCGCCCGACUCUAUCAAUUUACUAAAACACUGGUCAAUGGAUUACUUGAACUUCAAACCACCCUGCCCAAGGAAAUGGUUCGCUUCCUUACCUUGAUUGCUGGAAGUUUUGGCGGGGGUAACUGUUGUUUUGGAACACCUCGAAUUGGGAAGGUUUACUUUGUUUCAGAAUAUGCCGCUCACGGGAGAUAUGCAGUAUCCACUACUCAGGGUGCUAUUGUGGUUCUCCGGCCAGAGGGUAUUCUAGAUUAUGCCACUACGUUGGAUGAUACAGCGAGCAUCGGUGCUUUCUUUGCCGGCUUUGUUGAAUCUAGAUGA
This is a messenger RNA of Penicillium pulvis, 684 nucleotides long. RefSeq lists its product as uncharacterized. Lineage: Eukaryota; Fungi; Ascomycota; Eurotiomycetes; Eurotiales; Aspergillaceae. The coding region runs from base 1 to 684 and encodes 227 amino acids. The record is from RefSeq and is a predicted model, not a curated record. The transcript has 2 exons. Gene Ontology annotation, molecular function: FAD binding.